GUGUGUUCCCACUCUUUGGACACUCACAAUACCAACCAACAUUUUCCAUUAUUUGAAUGAGUUAUCAUACCUAGCUUCUUUCCUUUCCAAAAAAAAUAUAGCUUGAGACCAUAGUUUUAAGUUGUUCAAGUCAUCUCUAUUACUCUGUGGAAGGUUUCAGUCAAGAUAGUUACAAAUCUGAAAAGUGGUAGGAUUAUCCUGGGAGCGAGCUAGCCAGAUCCGUCCAAAUAGCUAUCGGAAUACGGAGGCUAUCUUUCUUCAAGGUUGGGAGGGAACAUGCAAUGACUCUCGAGCAUUUUUAGAUGCAAUUACAAGAAGCGAAAAUGGGUUGUCCAUGCCUCGUAUUGGUUAUUACUAUGUUGUUGAUGCCGGCUAUCCAGAUGUUCCAGGCUUUUUAGCCCCAUACCGUGGAGAGAGUUAUCACUUAAAUGAUUUUCGAGGCCGAGGACGAAUACGCAAUAAGCAAGCUUUGUUUAACUAUCGACACUCGUCCUUGCGUAAUGUGAUCGAGAGGUGUUUCAGAGUACUAAAGGAAAGAUUUCUCAUUUUAGUCAUAUCACGUGGUUACCCAUUGAGAAGACAUGUUCAAAUUCCCAUAACCUGUUGCACAAUGCAUAACUUCAUUCGCAUGCAAGAUAGGAACGACCGUUUGUUCUUGGAGUACAAGGAUAUGAUAUUUGACACGGUGGCAAGUACAAGUGAAAAUGGAUGACUC
Molecule: messenger RNA, 715 nt
Organism: Cuscuta europaea
Lineage: Eukaryota; Viridiplantae; Streptophyta; Magnoliopsida; Solanales; Convolvulaceae
Source: the annotation of a GenBank genome assembly